AUGGACUUUUCUCGGCUCCACAUGUACACCCCUCCUCAGUGUGCGCCCGAGAACACUGGCUACACGUACGCACUCAGUUCGAGUUAUUCGUCUGAUGCUCUGACUUUUGAGACUGAGCACAGAUUGGACCCUGUGUUCGAUUCUCCAAGAAUGUCCCGCCGCAGUUUGCGCCUGGUCACCACAGCCUGUGCCACGGAGGACGGCCAGGCUGGGGACGCUCACUCCUGUGCCAGUAGCACUGCCUCCCUGAAGGACAGAGCGGCCAGAACUGCAAAGCAGCGCAGAAGUGCAAGCAAGCCGGCUUUUAGUGUCCACCAUGCCUCCAGGCGGGUCGUGUCCUCGGCCGUGGGCCAGGGCGGCGCCGGCUCGCUGUCAGGCACGGCCUGUGUGCGGCCUUCUGUGCUGGAUGAGUCUCUGAUCCGUGAGCAAACCAAAGUGGACCACUUCUGGGGUCUUGACGAUGACGGAGAUCUCAAAGGGGGAAAUAAAGCUGCCGCUCAGGGAAAUGGGGAUCUGGCAGCAGAAACUUUCAGGAGCAACGGCUACACCUGCAGAGACUGCAUCCUGCUCUCUGAGCACAAGGACACGCUCACGGCACGCUCCACUGCCCACGGACUGUCGUCGCGAACAUACUCGAGGGACGAGAGUCAGAAACGUCACCUCUUGGUACAGAUGCUGCAGAGGAUUGGAGCUUCCGGAUGGUUUGUGUCGAAGACACUGUUGUCACUCCUUUGGUUGGCCGUGGUUGCUCCAGGGAAGGCAGCCUCUGGAAUAUUCUGGUGGCUAGGGAUUGGAUGGUACCAGUUUGUUACUUUGAUUUCUUGGCUGAAUGUGUUUCUUCUUACAAGGUGCCUUCGAAACAUUUGCAAGUUUUUAAUCUUGUUCAUUCCAUUAUUACUUUUACUAGGUGCAGGUCUGUCCCUGUGUGGCCAGGGACACUUCCUGUCAGGCCUUCCUGUGUUCAACUGGACACGUGCGCACGGAACCCAGAGGGUGGACAUCCCUGAGGGCACCUUCACACCUGAUGCCCCUCAUCUGAGCCAGCCGCCAGAGGGCGGCGGCGAGGCUUUCCCCCGGCGUCCGAUGAGCGAGGUGGAAAGGCAGGUGGCCUCGUUGUCUGGACAGUGUCACGGCCACGACGAGAAGCUCCGAGAGCUGGCGGCUGUGCUUCGGAGACUGCAGGCGCGGAUAGACCAGAUGGACGGAGACGGCGGCGGGACCCUGUCCCUGGUUAGAAGAGCGGUGGGGCGGCCUUCAGGGGCCACACGUGCUGGCGGACUGUCGGGCUCCGAGACUGACUCCGUGACCUUCCGCCAGGAGCACGAAUCGCGAAUCUCAAACCUAGAGGACGUUCUUGGAAAGCUGACAGAAAAAUCCGAGGCCAUCCAGAAGGAAUUAGAACAGACCAAGCUGCGAACAGCUAGCGGGCUUGAGGAAGAGCCGCACCUCCUUUCCAUGGUUAAGCAGCUGGAACUGGAGCUGGGUCAUCUGAGAUCAGAAUUGUCCAGGUGGCAGCAUUUGAAGACCAGUUGUGAGGAAGUCAGCACGAUACACGGAAAGGUGGACGCCCAAGUCAGAGAAACUAUCAAGCUCAUGUUCUCCGAUGAGCAAGGCGGUUCUCUGGAAUGGCUGCUACAGAAACUUUCUUCCCGGCUCGUCAGCAAGGGUGAUUUGCAGGGUUUGUUGCGGGAUUUGGAGCUGCAGGUGCUGGAGAGCGUCACCCGCCACACUUCUGUGACACAGCAGGUCUCCGGCCCUGAGACCUUACCGUCUGCCGCGAAUGAGGCCGGGGCUUCUGGGAUAACGGAAGCGCAAGCGCGUGUCCUUGUGAACAACGCCCUGAAGCUGUAUUCCCAAGAUAAGACCGGGAUGGUGGACUUCGCCCUGGAGUCUGGUGGUGGAAGCAUCCUGAGCACUCGCUGCUCGGAGACGUAUGAGACCAAGACCGCACUGAUCAGCCUCUUCGGGAUCCCGCUCUGGUACUUCUCCCAGUCCCCCCGCGUCGUGAUCCAGCCUGACAUCUAUCCAGGCAACUGCUGGGCAUUCAGGGGCUCCCAGGGGUACCUCGUGGUGAGGCUGUCCAUGGAGAUCCACCCGACCACCUUCACUCUGGAGCACAUACCAAAGACGCUGUCGCCCACGGGCAACAUCACCAGCGCCCCCAAGGACUUCGCGGUCUAUGGACUAGAAAACGAACACCAGGAGGAAGGACGGCUCCUGGGACGGUUUACAUAUGAUCAAGACGGGGAGUCCCUCCAGAUGUUCCACGCGCCGAAAAGACCCGAGAGAGCUUUCCAAAUAGUGGAACUUCGGAUUUUCUCUAACUGGGGCCAUCCGGAAUACACGUGUCUUUAUCGGUUCAGAGUCCACGGAGAACCCAUCAAGUAA
This is a messenger RNA of Puma concolor (puma), 2388 nucleotides long. The record is from RefSeq and is a predicted model, not a curated record. Lineage: Eukaryota; Metazoa; Chordata; Mammalia; Carnivora; Felidae.